AUGACGCAGUUUCAGACGGGAGUCUGGUACGACCACUCCCAUUCUGCAGCGACUCAAGGAGCCAUAACACUCCCGAAGAACAAUGGAAAUAUCUUCCUCUCCUUUCUGACUGUCAUGGUCACGGUCGCUGGGGCUUGUGCAUGGACCAUUGUCUCCCUGCUGAUCCACAGCUACCUUGUUCGCAGUCGUCCCGACACCGAUCUUUUCGAUCUUCAACAACAAGUCACCCUUCGAAACGCGAAGACGCCCCUCGCUACGAUCUAUGAUCUGUUUAAAAUCCAUGGCGCCUGGUCAGGCCGGAAAGUCCCGAGGCUCGGGCUCAGGACAGCUGUUGCUGUUGUCCCUGCUUUGCUUCUCUUUGGCGGGAUGAUGACGGCCUCCAUCUUCACGUCAAAGGUUGUAACAAGCGAGGAUGGAACCGGUAUUGCUCUGGCGCUCAACCAAGGCUGCGGCGUCAUUCCCUAUUCGAAUGUGUCCGCCAGCGACAUGACCAAUAUCAUAAGGGUCAACAAGGUGAUCAACGAGACCAUAGCAGCCAGAAAUUACGCCAUCAAUUUCUAUGGAAACAGAGACAACACAAAAUCAAUCAAGUCCAAGUUCGUUAAAGACUACCUCCCUUACAAAGUUGACGUCAACGCAUCAUGCAUGUAUCCAAGUGCGGCCCGCUGCAAUAAGGGUGUGGCACCUAUCCGACUGGAGUCCGAGAUGCUGGACUCUCACAGCAUGUUUGGGAUAAAUGCAAAGCCUUCCAAUCGCAUUGGAGUUCGCACAGCUACAACUUGUGGCUUGGCCAGUCUGCAAAAUCUAUGGAAAAAGGAGUCGAACAUGUUCACAUUCUACAUGGGUGGGAUCAGGAACGAGUCGAACUAUACCAUUUCACACCCGGCGACCAACGUGCGUGGAUAUACUGGAUAUCAUAUCCAGUCUUUCACCGAAGGGAGUUUCUCAGGCUGGAACCCUAUUUCGGACUUCAAGCGGGCUGAUGCCGACGUCAGUGUCAUCUUCUUGAACCAGAAUGGAAUGAAAUACGCACAGCCAGUCAAAGACCCUUACUUUCUUGCGGACAACAACACAUCUGGAGACUUUUUCACGCCCAGUUGGGCAGUCAACCCGCUGCUCUGCUACGACCAGUACAUGAUUUGCAACCCAGUCAACGACCGAUGUUCAUCUUGGGCAAAACUCGCAAACUUUACGGAAACCGCAAUUCACGACCCGACCCUAGGAUUCAAUGAUGCGCAGCAUGCCACCGCUGCUCGUAUGACUCUUCACAUGCAGUUAACGGCGACAGGAGUCCUCAUGGCUACCUCGAACAAUGCAGCCUUAUACGCUAGCAACCAUAUUAUCGGCAAUGAUUACUCAACAGGUCUACCAGAGAACCAGUGGCACCUUGAAACCACUGCAUGGUUCCAGACGAAACUGGCAAAGAUUCAAGCGAGUGUGGCGGAGUAUGUCCGCGCCCCGGAUGAGGAACUAGGCCUUGAAAUCAUCUCCCCUCGCAGCUCGGCCCUGAGAGACAUGCUUAACGUGACGGAUGCGGUCAUGGCCGAGCUUCAGGCCCAAUGCGAAACCCAGCUGAUCAUGAGCAACGGAGAGGUGUCCACUUUCAGUUUCGCUGGUAUGCUCAUCAUCAUUGUCAUCACUGCUCUUCUUGCAGUAAUCAGUUUCUACAUGCAGGAUAUCCUUGACUGGGUUGGCAAGUUCAUUCCAAAUGGUACACAAGCUCGCCUGGCGGAUGAUAAGUUACAAAUUCUUCGGCUGGCCCUUGCUUCGAACGGCGGACCGAGGCAGUGGGAGGUAGGAUACGCAGAUGUCCCCGUUACAUCUGAUUACCACCACGUCAGGCGACCGGAUAAAGAGCCGAGUCUUUCUGAGUACCCGCUCGACGAACAGCGUCUAAUUGAGUCAACCACAACUCUUCCGGCCCAGUAUAGAUAG
Messenger RNA from Clonostachys rhizophaga, 1935 nucleotides. The record is from the annotation of a GenBank genome assembly. Lineage: Eukaryota; Fungi; Ascomycota; Sordariomycetes; Hypocreales; Bionectriaceae.